AUGGGUCACGACGUUAAAGGUAUGUGUACAUCAUCAUCGUCAUUAUCAGAGACUUCAUGCGUUGUAUCUAAAACAGGAUGGCCUAUUAUAGUUGUUGUAUCAUAUUUCUUGGCACCAUUCCCCAAUAUGGUGUGUAAGAACAGAGACCAGUUUUCAUCAGACUCUGGUUCAAUGACCGACCUUGGUCUCUUUAUUACAGGAUUUUUAAUUGCCAGUGGAUUUGGCAUUCCAGCUGUAUUGGCUCAUUCAAACAUUAUCAGUUAUAAGGCAUUGGGUUUCGCCUUGGGUGGAGGUAUUACAGUUUACGCUACUCUUAUUUCAUUUAUGGCCUAUUUCAAUAGACAUCAUGAUGAUGACGAUGGAUGGGGAAAUUACUAA
Molecule: messenger RNA, 378 nt
Organism: Cavenderia fasciculata
Lineage: Eukaryota; Evosea; Eumycetozoa; Acytosteliales; Cavenderiaceae
Gene: vps55
Product: vacuolar protein sorting 55 family protein
Exons: 4
Coding region: 1-378 (125 amino acids)
Biological process (GO): late endosome to vacuole transport via multivesicular body sorting pathway
Cellular component (GO): endosome
Source: RefSeq, a predicted model, not a curated record